Messenger RNA from Drosophila suzukii, 3176 nucleotides. RefSeq lists its product as uncharacterized. The record is from RefSeq and is a predicted model, not a curated record. NCBI's taxonomy places the organism in Eukaryota, Metazoa, Arthropoda, Insecta, Diptera, Drosophilidae.
ACGACCUAUAAAACGAAAGAUGGAUGGAUGGUUGAUGAGAUCGUAUGGAUAGUAUCGCUAUGACUAGAUAGUAUAGAAAGGGAGAGCGGAGAUGGAGAUGCAGGCUAUAAGAAAUCAUGAAAUCAUGAAAUCACUCAGCGGAGCUUAAACGAAAGCGAAAUUUCGUUGUUAACUAUUAAAUGACGACAUCUAGUCAGACAAAGGCCACACCAAAAAGGCAGUUCCACGUAGGUAAUUGGUCUGCGCAAAUUGCAGGGAAAUUAAUUUUAAAUUGCCCGCCAAAAUGUCGAACGAUUGGCACAUCGAAAUGUCAAUGAUUUGUGGGGCUGGUUAUUUUGUUUUGGGUUGGGAUUUGGGUUUUAUUUCGGCGAUGCCAUUGUUAUUCGCUGUUAUUAUUAUCGUGCUCUGCGGUCGCAUUGUGCAAUCUGUGCCAAUUAUUAGGAAUAAAUUAGUUGUCUUCGUUGAAUAUGCAUGGCAUAGGGGCCUUUAUCCGCAGUUAAUCCGCUGACAGACAGACAAAGCACUUGACACUCAUCAUCAUAAAUUGUCGCCGACAUCUGGGAGAUGCGCUUGAGUGCUGCUAAACAUAUAUAUAUGCUUAUAUGCUCAUCAGAAAUGUGUACAUUAAGGUCUGUCCCCAGUCUGUCUAUCUGUCCGGAAAGCGGUCUUAAAAGGUUCUUGCUGUUCGAGUAGUCCUCAGGGGGGGGAAAAACGGGGUCUUGAAAACGAAAGUAUGUACAUAUCUUUCCUGCCAUCAAAGAGUGCCAAUCAUAUGUGAAUGAAAGCCCAGACAGAGUGAAAGGCAACAACAACAUUAUCGACACAGGCAAUUGAAAUUAUAAUAAAGCUAAUUUGCACACAAGAAAUGAGUUGGCAGACAGCUUAGCUGCCUUAAUUAAUGGAGCAGCUUAUGUCCCUCAUCGUGGGAAGUACUUAACUUGGCUAGGUGUUCUCACUGCCCAAGUGUGGAUUGUAACUGGCUAAAUGGCAAAGUUAGACACCUGCACGAACCCGUACAAGGAAAAAACAUACCUAUUUAGCCAAGAACAACAAUAGUUGUGGCAAUCGCGAUCUGACAAAAGAGUUUGGCAUUGAAAUGAGCUGAGCAAACACAGUGGUGUGGUUACGCUGAAGUGCCGCAGGGUUCGACUUGAUCUCGGGAUCUUGAUUAAGCUUUCAGCAGAAAACGUGACAAUAUCUGUCUGUCAUUGUUUCUAUAAUUUUUCAAACAUCAUUGUUUACUAAUAGAAAACUGAUUCAUUAAUGUCUUAUUUACGAUUAUAUGAACUUAACUAAAAUAAUAAUAAUUAAGGUUUUAUCAGUAAGCUCUUAAAAUAAAAAAUCAACAAUGUAUAUUGUAAUGUAACACAAAAACCUUGGUUAAUAUAUAAUAGAUACCCCUAUACCUUUUUUAAUAAAUGAUAAGUUCAGCAUUUCAGCAACAAUUAACCAAAUAUAUCUCAAAAAAUGUUUCUGUAACUUUAGAAUUUAUAUAUCUAUUUAGUUUUAUGCGACUAAUAAGCCUUUCUGACAGCUUAAAGAGGGAUGCUUGCCUCAUUAGGCUUCCAGUCACGUGCACGCAUAAUGUGCUCUAUAAUCCCCUAUGCUAACCCCUCCCAGGCAACGCCCUUUAAGAUUCAUGAGGUGUGGAGAUAAGUAAAGUAACCAUAAACCAUAAACCAUCAAAGAGAUAUAUCUCCAAAGCUGGCCAUAAUCGUGACAACGACCCUCAAAGAAAAAUUAACCAACAUAAUGUACGAUCUUCACAUUGAUCGUGCACAGCUGCUGGAGCAUUAUCAUCCCAAAACCCAAAGUUGCUGCGGUCGAGUGCAUUGAAAAAGUAUUUGAAAAACCGCACAAAUUACAAAUCAUCUGCGAAACGUUUGGCAGGUGAAAGAUGAUGACGCACAAAACCAUUUAGACGGGCGGCUCGAUGAGUUUGCUGUCAUUAACGGGAAGUGGAGUCCCAUAGAGGGGAAAGGUGUGCUUAUAGCGGUGCCAAUAUCUGUGCGGCAUUAAUGCAACCCAAAUGCAUUGUGAUGCGAACCGUUAAGAGUUGAAUGACAGCCUACAUAAAUGGGCACGAUGCUUUUAUAAUGGCCAACUUUAUCCACAACUUUAUGUUUAUUUAUAAAGCUGCACCAUUAGUGACGAAAAUAUAUAUUCAAUAUAUUUAAUUGAUAUACAAUACUCAUAAUUGCACACAAAGCUAUUGCUCAAAAACGUAUAACUGACGCAAAACAGGCUCAGAAUAAUCCGGUUUUCAAACGAAACGUGGUGUUAUAAAUAUAUUUAUCAGUUACAACAUUCACAUUAAGCAGGUGGUUAGAUAUACAUUAGGUUAUCACACCGAUUUACAUUCAAUUAUGCCUUAUACUAUAGCUUUUUUGCUAGGCUGAACAAAAAUGAGUUAAAAAUAAAAUACUCUGAACUUUAAAUAAUAUUAAUAUCUUUAAUUGGUUCCAAUAAUAUAAUAAUAUCAGUCAUUUGGAAUUGAAUAUAAUCGACAAUACCCAAAUUUACCAAUCAGGCAAAUGUCAUUAACAAUUUUAUACAAUUACAAAAAAAUUAACAACCUGAACUAUUUUGGAUUACGAAAUAUAUCCAGUCUUCAAACCCGAAAUGAUCAGACUACAAGUUUUUUAUUUGUGUAUAUUUUGGCUAAAUACCUUUAGUUAUAUUCACGGGGCCUAUAAGUUUACUUGCGAACUGAGCGCUCCAGAUGUGGGUUACAUAGAGCAGUGCCACAUAAAGGCCAUAGAUAGAAAGCACAACAUGAUAAACAUUAAAACAAUUUUAAACAAAACGAUAACUCAGCUUGAGAUCCAUUUUAAGAUUGUUAAACGCGAGAGUGGCGGUUGGCAUCCCUUUUUGUACGAUAUAAGACUGGACUCUUGUCAAUUCUUAAAGAAUCCAAGGAAAUUCUUUAUUCCCAAUCUUAUUUAUUCGUUUAUGAAGCCAUACACAAAUGUGAACCACACUUGCCCAUACUUGGCUGGUUCAGAGAUGCAACUUUUGAAUUGGACUCCGGACGAAGGCAAAGUGAUAGCUAAAUUUCCCGUAGACUACGGCCAAUAUGGCCUACAUACAACUUGGUACAUCAACAAAGUAGCGACAUUAAAAAUAAAUGGCUCAGUUUUAUUUUUUAAAUAAUACAUGCCCCGAAAAUAACCAAU